CUGGAGUUCUACUGGAAAAGAAAACAGAAGAAGAAAAACCAAAGGAGAAGACAGAGGAAACAGCCAGAAGAGAAAAAGGAAGAAGAAGGAGGAGACUGUCCCAACAACUCCAAGAGUACCACCAAGACUCUUCCAGAAGAAGAGUUAGAGAAAUAUCGACACAAAUGUGAGAGAAAAACCAAAUUAAGAGAACAACAACAACAACAGGAAGUUGGGAACCUGUUGUUUUUGAAACUCCAUUCUCAAAGACACAACAAUUCUAUGGACCAGUCGGAUAUCACUUUAGCUGGAGUUCUACUGGAAAGAAAACAGAAGAAGAAAAACCAAAGGAGAGACAGAGGAAACAGCAGAGAGAAGAAAAAUGAAGAGAAGAAACAGAGAGUGCCCCAACAGCUCCAGAGAGUACCACCAAGACUCUCCAGAAGAAGUAAUAGCUUCUGA
Molecule: messenger RNA, 441 nt
Organism: Gigantopelta aegis
Lineage: Eukaryota; Metazoa; Mollusca; Gastropoda; Neomphalida; Peltospiridae
Product: protein MNN4-like
Exons: 3
Source: RefSeq, a predicted model, not a curated record